Spinacia oleracea (spinach) is the source of this 1101-nucleotide messenger RNA. RefSeq names its product myb family transcription factor IPN2-like. Gene Ontology annotation, molecular function: DNA-binding transcription factor activity; DNA binding. The record is from RefSeq and is a predicted model, not a curated record. Lineage: Eukaryota; Viridiplantae; Streptophyta; Magnoliopsida; Caryophyllales; Amaranthaceae. The transcript has 6 exons. Bases 109 to 918 code for a protein of 269 amino acids.
AAAGAUGAAGGACCAACAGAAACUCUUCCUUAUAAAGAAGUCCAGCAUCCUAUUCUUUCAUUCUUCAUUAUUCGUAUUCUACAACCUCAUUUACAAGCUAAGUUAAGAAUGUUUCACUCUCAAAAUGAAAGGUCUUCAUCUUCUAUGUGUACUCAAAAUGAUUCUGGACUCAUCCUCACCACCGAUCCUAAACCUCGUCUUCGUUGGACUCUCGAGCUCCAUGACCGCUUCGUCGACGCCGUUGCUCAGCUUGGUGGCCCUGAUAAGGCUACACCUAAGACUAUCAUGAGAGUAAUGGGUGUAAAAGGGCUCACUUUGUACCACCUCAAGAGCCAUCUUCAGAAAUUCAGGUUGGGAAAGCAUCCUCAUAAUAAGGACUUCAAUGAUCAUUCAAUUAAGGAUGGUAAGAGAGGUGUGUCUUCGGCGUUGGAUGGUCAAAGGAACACUCCAUCUUCAUUUAUGUGCCGCAAUAAUAUGAACGACAACAGUUCGCACAUAAGUGAUGCUAUCCAAAUGCAAAUGGAGGUGCAAAGAAGACUCCAAGAGCAAUUGGAGGUCCAAAGGCAUCUACAACUAAGGAUCGAGGCACAAGGGAAGUACAUGCAAAACAUAAUAGAGAAAGCAUGUCAAACAUUAGCAGGAGAAACAAACUUAGCAACUAAUAAUAAUUUCUCUAAUAUAAAUUGCAUUGAAGAAUCUCAAUCUCAGAUCGUCUAUGGAGGAGAUCAACCACUAAUCCAGCAUUGUAUGGACACGACGAACCGAGCAUCGUCUAAUUACGAAAAUGCAGGUCAAUUAGGGAAGAAGAGACCAAAUCCAUACAAUAAUAAUGGCAUUAAUAAUAAUAAUGGUAAGAGCCCUAUGAUUUGGUUUGAAGAUUUACGCCUUCAAGAACAACUUGGCCCCUCUGCCAAUUGAAUUAUUACAACAUUGUUAUAGAAGAUGGUUGUGGCUUGUUAGUAGGAGAAGAUCAUAUAUACAUGUACGUCUUAACUACAAGAAAAAGAAAAGAGAAACUCAUUUUAUAUUUUGUACAUCUUUGACACUUAUUGUCCUCUAGCUUAUGAUUAUUAUACCUUAGCUUGUGUUUUGUUGAAUUAA